AGUCGGAAACCGAAAGCGAAGCCGUCACUCAGUAAACCAUCAGCAAGCAAACCGUUCAGUUCUAUUUCAUUUGUCAAGCAGCUAAGGUGUUCUACCUUCCAUUUACCGUUCCAGUGUAAAAUUCAGUCGACACGUUUAGCGAAUUUAUUUGGUGACAGCUGUUGAACUACGAGUGAAAAAAUCGCGCGCAAUCAGGAAAAAUUAAAAGUGGCGUUGCUCAUCUCUUUCUCUCUUUGCUCUCGUUACAGUUACCAAGGGGAAUCGCUAAAAAGAGACAUUUUCAAAAAAUUAGAUUCGAGUGAAAUAAAAAAAAAAAAUUAGUCAACAUGUCUGAUCGCAAGGCCGUGAUUAAGAAUGCCGACAUGAGCGAGGAGAUGCAGCAGGAUGCCGUCGAUUGUGCGACACAGGCCCUCGAGAAGUACAACAUUGAAAAGGACAUUGCGGCCUACAUCAAGAAGGAGUUCGACAAAAAAUACAAUCCCACAUGGCAUUGCAUUGUCGGUCGCAACUUUGGAUCGUAUGUCACCCACGAGACGCGCCAUUUUAUUUACUUCUAUUUGGGCCAGGUGGCCAUUCUACUGUUUAAGAGCGGUUAAAGUAUUGUCGAGUCGGAUGAAGUGGUGGUGAGGAGGCUGAUGGAGAUGCAGCAGCUGCCCCGCCAGCAGCAACAACAGCAGGGGCAGCAGUCGCAUUUCGGAGCAUCAGAGGAUGAGGACUUAGAGCAGAAACAGCAACAACCACAUAACCAACCACAACAACCACACCAACCGCGGCGCCAAUAUCAUCAACACCAACAAGAACGACAACUGCAAACACUACAGCCACCAGAAGAACAUCUCAAGGAUGCGGAAAUGAUGACCGAUAGGACAAGCGAGAAGCAACAGCAGCAAGAACACUACCAGCAAAAACAAUCAGAAGAUACGGAUAAA
This is a messenger RNA of Drosophila simulans, 929 nucleotides long. RefSeq names its product dynein light chain 1, cytoplasmic. Gene Ontology annotation, biological process: cilium assembly; microtubule-based process. Lineage: Eukaryota; Metazoa; Arthropoda; Insecta; Diptera; Drosophilidae. Gene Ontology annotation, molecular function: dynein light intermediate chain binding; dynein intermediate chain binding. The transcript has 4 exons. The record is from RefSeq and is a predicted model, not a curated record. Bases 327 to 596 code for a protein of 89 amino acids. Gene Ontology annotation, cellular component: cytoplasmic dynein complex.